Molecule: messenger RNA, 1079 nt
Organism: Chrysemys picta bellii (western painted turtle)
Lineage: Eukaryota; Metazoa; Chordata; Testudines; Emydidae
Gene: ORMDL2
Product: ORMDL sphingolipid biosynthesis regulator 2
Biological process (GO): sphingolipid biosynthetic process; intracellular sphingolipid homeostasis; ceramide metabolic process
Cellular component (GO): endoplasmic reticulum membrane
Source: RefSeq, a predicted model, not a curated record
GGGGUGGGGCGCAGGCAGGGCCACUUCCUGGAGACGAGCCGGGGCAGCGGUGUGGAGGUUCCGCAGCCGCCGCCAGAUGUUGCAGAAGGCCAAAGUAUUAGAAAGAAACCUGGAAUGGGCAUGUGCCGAAAGCCGUGAUCCCGAGGAAGGAUGGCGUCAGGCACGUGGCAGAAUCAGAAAACCUCGUCGUCUCAGAUGAGUAACGUUGGACUCGUCUCCUACACCCCGUCUCUCAUUCAGGAUGAACGUCGGGGUGGCCCACAGCGAGGUGAAUCCCAACACACGGGUGCUGAACAGCCGUGGCAUCUGGCUGGCCUACGUGAUCUCGGUGGGAGUUCUCCAUAUCAUUCUCCUCAGCAUCCCGUUCUUCAGCAUUCCCGUGGUCUGGACCCUCACUAAUGUUAUACACAACCUGGUGAUGUACUGGUUUCUUCACACUGUGAAAGGGACCCCGUUUGAGACGCCGGACCAGGGCAAGGAUCGCCUGCUCACGCACUGGGAGCAGAUCGACUAUGGGACGCAGUGCACCUCCUCCCGCAAGUUCCUCAGCAUCUCACCAGUCGUUCUUUACCUCCUCACCAGCUUUUAUACCAAAUACGACCCUGCACAUUUUAUAAUCAACACGACGUCCCUCCUCAGCGUCCUCCUCCCCAAGCUGCCCCAGUUCCAUGGCGUGCGCGUCUUUGGCAUCAACAAAUACUAAGAGUCAGCGCUGCCGAGCCGGCUGCGAGGGAAGAGGGGGCCCAUCCCAACAAGGAGUAACGAACCCAGCGUGAAGGGGCUGUCCUGUGAACUAGGCCACUGCUUGAGCCACUUGGAGGGAUUAUUUUGCAAGGGGAUUAAGUUACUCUCCCUAAUAAUCAUCGGUAUUUGGGCUUUAUCUUUUGUUUGGGUGGAGAGAGCUGUGAGGAGGGAGGGGGUGUAAGUGUCACAUGAGCUACCCUAUCAGCUGUCUACCGCUCAUGUAACUGCGAGAGGGGAGAACUGCUGCCUAGCAGGGGGGAGAUGGCCAGUCUGUGCAUCCUCCCCAUCCUUGUGUUUUAUAAACUUCUACCGUAAUAAAGACGUUUUAGAGACAA